AGGAACUCCUGUUGAUGACUUGUAAACACAAUGGAUCUAGACAAUAAUAAAAGAGUGAUUUUGGGACUGGUGGGUUUAAAAGUUAAAUGGGAUUAGAACUGUGGGUCUAUAAGCAAAAAAUAAUCCAAUAUUCAAUGACACCCGAGAGGUCCACAAGAAGCAGAGAGAGAGAGAGAGAAAUCGAAAUGGCGAAGUUUUCCAGUCUGAACACAGGAGCAAAGAUCCCCUCUGUGGGCCUGGGCACUUAUAGAGCCCAGCCCGGCGUCGUCGAAGAUGCUGUCAAUUUUGCUGUGAAGGCUGGUUACAGGCACAUCGACUGCGCUUCCUAUUAUGGGAAUGAGAGGGAGAUUGGUUUAGCUUUGAAAAAGCUCUUUGCAGAUGGUGUUAUAAAGCGGGAAGAACUAUUCAUCACCUCCAAACUCUGGUGCACUGAGCACGAUCCAGAAGAUGUGCCGGUGGCAUUGGAUACAACAUUGAAAUGCCUACAACUCGACUAUAUUGAUCUUUACCUUGUAUGCUCCUCUCUCUUGUCAACAUGUAGAUGAAUCUAAUGCUUGGAAUUUUGCCAUGCCGAUUUCUUUUUGAUAUAAAAACUUAGACCUAAGGCCCCCAACGUGCCCCUAAAAGUGAAAAGGGAAAUAUUUACCAUGGUUGAGAGAGGCAUAUGUGAAAACUAACAUGACUGACCCCUCAGAAAAAAAGAUUUUGUAUCCCGUCAAAACAAUGUCCAACCAAAUGUAUGCUAUAAUCCACCUUAUCGAGGAUAUCAAUCUAAUCCA
Messenger RNA from Asparagus officinalis (garden asparagus), 779 nucleotides. Its product is annotated as aldo-keto reductase family 4 member C10-like. Gene Ontology annotation, molecular function: aldose reductase (NADPH) activity. The coding region runs from base 87 to 545 and encodes 152 amino acids. NCBI's taxonomy places the organism in Eukaryota, Viridiplantae, Streptophyta, Magnoliopsida, Asparagales, Asparagaceae. The transcript is spliced from 4 exons. The record is from RefSeq and is a predicted model, not a curated record. Gene Ontology annotation, cellular component: cytosol.